UGUUCCGUGCCUCUCUUUUGUUUAACUUUUUGGUUUUUCCGACGGAUAUAAUUAGCCACUACCCUUUUCCAGUUCCACUCUGUUCUCCAUUAUAGGUGUGUCUUUGUUCCCCUUGUCUGUCUUGCUCUUCUUCACUGCCCAGUUUGGGUUUAAAGCUCUCCGUUAGAAUUUUUUUUUUCCCUCUUUGUAGCCCAUUUCCUCACCAACCCACAUACUGAUCUUGCUUUAGGCUCAAAUGGACAUGUCCAAUUCUUGAUUUCCCGUUAUCCAUUUUGAGUUGGAGAGCGAAAGUUGCAGAAUUUACAGUCAUCUUGCUCAGUCAUGCGCGACCCGAAUUCCCGAAAAGCUUGAUCCUUUUUCUGCUCAGCGUAUUUGUGGGAAGAUGAAAUCAACUGGGCCUUUGAUCCCACUCCUCCUCUUGCUGUCAUGGCCACUGUUCCUUGCUGGGUUUGUUUCCUCCCAGAAGCCCUCCGUAGUGAAGAUUGGGGCAAUCUUCACUUACGACUCUGUCAUCGGUAGAGCUGCCAAGGCUGCUAUGGAGGCUGCUGUCUCUGAUGUCAAUGCGGACCCCACCAUCCUCAGGGGCACGGAGCUGAGGCUGGUCAUGCAGGACGCCAACUGCAGCGUCUUCAUGGGCUCCGUUGAAACUUUCCAAGUGAUUGAGCAACAGGUGGUUGCUAUACUUGGGCCACAGUCCUCAGCGAUUGCCCACAUGAUCUCCUCGAUUGCUACGAACCUUCACAUCCCUCUCAUCUCUUUCGCUGCCACCGACCCCACUCUCUCUGCCCUCCAGUUCCCUUUCUUUGUCCGUACAGCCCAGAGUGACUCCCACCAGAUGGCUGCACUUGCCGACUUGAUCGACUUUUACGAGUGGAAGGAGAUCAUAGCCAUUUAUGUGGACGAUGAUUAUGGCAGAAAUGGAAUUUCCGCUCUAGGGGACGAGCUGGAGAAGAAACUGAUUAAGAUUUCCUAUCGGUUGCCUUUGUCAGUUCAGGUGGGAUCCGUUGAGAUCACUCGUAUGCUAAAUGAAUCGAAACUGUUUGGUCCUCGAGUUUAUGUGGUUCACAUUAAUCCAGACCCGAGUUUGAGGAUCUAUAAGAUAGCACAAGAACUCAACAUGAUGACCAGUGGUUUUGUUUGGUUCGCUACGGAUUGGCUCUCUGCUACCAUAGAUUCAAUGUCUCCAAUCGGUCAGACAACUUUUGAGAUGCUUCAGGGAACAGUUUCUCUGAGGCAGUACACACCUGAAUCAGCCGGUAAGAAGGCCUUUUUGGCCCGAUGGGAUGUAAUGAGGAGAAAAGGACUAGUGAGUUCGGUGCUAAAUUCUUAUGGCCUUUGUGCGUAUGAUUCAGUUUGGGUGGUAGCACGAGCUCUCGAUCGGUAUGUGAAAGAAGAAGGGAACAUGACCUUCGCCUUCAGUCACGCACUGUAUAAUCUGGACAAGAGUAGGAUUCAGUUUGGGGAUCUAAAGGUCUUCACUGGUGGGGCCCCAUUGCUAAAGAAGUUAUUGCAGGUGAACUUCACGGGCUUGACAGGCCGAGUCCGGUUCAAUUCAGAUCGGGGCAUCGUAAAUGGUGGUUACGAGGUCAUAAACAUAGACGAGAAGGCUGUUCGCUCUGUUGGGUUCUGGUCUAUGCUAUCUGGCUUCUCAGUUUCACCUCCUUCUCUUGCCAUCAGUGGGGACCAGGACAAGUAUUCCCGUCAAGACCAGGAGCUCCGAGAAGUCAAGUGGCCUGGUGGAAAUACAAUAAAGCCGCGUGGAUGGGUAAUUGCAGACAAUGAAAGGCCGUUGAGGAUCGGAGUUCCAAACAGGUUUAGCUUCAGGGAUUUCGUCAUGCAAAACGAGAGCCAUGAGACCCAAGGAUAUUGUAUUGAUGUCUUCACCGAAGCUUGUAAGUUGAUCCCGUACGAUGUUCCUUACAAAUUUGUGCCAUUUGGAGAUGGUACUUUUAACCCCAGUUACGACGAGCUCAUCAAAAUGGUUGAAGACGAUGUGUUUGAUGCUGCUGUUGGGGACAUUGCUAUUGUAACAAACAGAACGAGAACCGUCGAUUUCAGUCAGCCUUAUGCUUCUACAGGCCUUGUGAUUGUGGCCCCAAUUGACGAUGAGAAAGCAAGUGCAUGGGUCUUCCUCAAGCCUUUUACGACAGAGAUGUGGUGUGUCACCGCGGCAUCCUUCGUGAUGAUUGCAGUGGUGAUUUGGUUCCUUGAGCACCGGGUCAACAAGGACUUUCGAGGCCCGCCUAUGCGGCAGCUCGUGACAAUAUUCCUAUUUAGCUUCUCAACGCUGUUUAAGAAAAACCAGGAAGAUACUGUGAGCCCUUUGGGGAAAAUGAUAAUGGUGCUGUGGCUCUUUUUGCUUAUGGUCAUCACUUCAAGCUACACAGCGAGCUUAACUUCAAUCCUGACCAUUCAGCAGCUCUCAUCACCAAUCACGGGGAUCGACAGCUUGAUUACCAGUGACUGGCCGAUUGGAUACCAAGUCGGAUCAUUUGCUUACAGCUAUUUGGCCAACAGCCUCUACAUCACCCGAUCAAGGCUCGUUCCCUUGGGCUCCCCAGAAGAGUACGAGAGAGCUCUUCGGCUAGGGCCAAAGAAUGGUGGGGUUGCAGCAAUAGUGGACGAGCUUCCUUAUGUGGAGCUAUUCCUGUCGAAGCAAACUGAGUUCGGGAUUAUCGGGCAAUCUUUCACAAGGGGUGGCUGGGGAUUCGCUUUCCAGCGAGGAUCUCCACUGGCUGUGGACGUGUCCACGGCGAUCCUAAAGCUGUCCGAGAGCGGAAAGCUCCAGGAGAUUAACGAGAGGUGGUUCUGUAAGAUGGGCUGUCCUGACGAGAGGCGACGAAGCUCUGAAGCGACCCAGCUCCAACUUAUCAGCUUCUGGGGCCUCUACCUUCUAUGUGGGGGCUCCGCCCUCGUGGCCCUGAUGGUGUUUCUCCUCAGGGUGGUCCGAUCAUACGUCCAGUACAAGAGGCGGCAGCAAGUGGCUCCCUCAUCAUUACCGUCGGUGUCCCCAGUUAUCCGAUGCACCGAGGUUGUACAUAGCUUUUUCGACUUUAUCGACCAGAAGGAAGAGGCUAUCAAGAGAGCUGUUUUGUCUAAGGUCGAGAAUCAUCAUCAGCAGCCCCAGAGCAGGUGAUGAGUAUUGUCAUGUGUAGGCUAGCUUACUCUGUUCAAAGGAUUUUGUCGCAAUUUAGUCUUGUAAUUGUAUGAAAUCGAAAUGAAAAAAAUAUAUCGAAUUAACACACAGUCUGCUGAGGAUUA
Molecule: messenger RNA, 3261 nt
Organism: Punica granatum (pomegranate)
Lineage: Eukaryota; Viridiplantae; Streptophyta; Magnoliopsida; Myrtales; Lythraceae
Source: RefSeq, a predicted model, not a curated record